This is a messenger RNA of Lingula anatina, 2446 nucleotides long. Its product is annotated as cytochrome P450 2J6. The record is from RefSeq and is a predicted model, not a curated record. Gene Ontology annotation, cellular component: cytoplasm; intracellular membrane-bounded organelle. Lineage: Eukaryota; Metazoa; Brachiopoda; Lingulata; Lingulida; Lingulidae. Gene Ontology annotation, biological process: xenobiotic metabolic process. Gene Ontology annotation, molecular function: heme binding; oxidoreductase activity, acting on paired donors, with incorporation or reduction of molecular oxygen, reduced flavin or flavoprotein as one donor, and incorporation of one atom of oxygen; steroid hydroxylase activity.
CAUUGCGCUGGUAAGAAAUUGUAACUCGAUAUCUUGCGUCAUCAGCAAACUAAGCUCAAAAUGGCUAACGCCGUACGGGGUAUUAUGGAGUUUUUCUCAACUGCUGCUCAGCAGACUGUUUUGAUAUUCGUAGCAGUGUUGUUGUUAAGUCUGUGGAUGCUGUCGUCGAGGAAUCCUCGGGUGAACUGGCCGCCCGGACCUGUCUGUUUCCCCGUGGUGGGAUGUCUCCCACAGAUGAUGAUCAGCAGUAGGAGAAGACAACCAACGGAUCUUCUUCCAUGGUAUGAUACAUACGGAGAUAUCAUGCACGUUAAAUUUGGUGAACAGCACAUGAUAAUGCUGGGGACUUAUGAGCUGAUUCAGGAGGCCUUCGUGAAGAACGCAGAUACUGUCAGCUCUAGGCCUACUUGGAUAUAUUUCAUAAGGGAAAUAGUUGGAAAAGACGGAGCUGGAGUUAUUUUUAAAACCGGGCACGCAUGGAAGGAACUAAGGAGAUUCACGCUCUCGUCUCUUCGAGAUCUCGGCCUGGGGAGAAAAAGUUUACAAGAGAGAAUUCAGGAUGAGGCAAGGUACUUGAUGCAAAACAUUGAAAAUGAAAAUGGAAAGGCUUUCUCUCCCAGGGACAGGAUCGGAAAAGCUGUCAGCAAUAUUAUGUCUAUCGUUGUAUUUGGAACAAGAUAUGACUAUCAUGACACCCCAGAAAUGCUGCCAGUUCUAGAGGAGGUACUGCGACUUGGCGAAGGGCCACUCUUCCUUACCAACUUGGCACGGUUCAUAAUGCCGAUGAAGAAGAUGAUCGCCCUUGUGGACAAGCUAUAUAGUUUGAUACGACAAGAAGUCGAAAAACACCGCCAGUCCUUUGAUCCAACUGACAUCCGGGACUUCAUUGACCUCUUCAUUAAGGUCACACAAGAGGAGGAAGAUCCCGAGGUCUACACAGAAUGGAACGUAUUCCGCAUCAUCGUUGAUCUCUAUUUGGCUGGAACUGACACAACAGCUAAUACUUUGAGAUGGUCCCUGGUUCAUAUGGUAAAUCAUCCGGAUGCUCAGAAGAGGGUGCAACAGGAAAUUGAUCAGGUAAUAGGUCAAGGUCGUGUUGCCAAGAUGGAGGACAAGGCCAGGAUGCCAUUCACGGAAGCAACCGUACUGGAGGUCUUUCGUUUGUCCACCGUUGCUCCGCUGGGUGCGCCCCAUGCCACCAGUGAAACAACCAACUUGGCAGGAUACACCAUUCCCAAGGGAACGGUAAUAGUGGGAGAUUUGUACCGGGUUCUCCACGAUAAGAAUAACUUCGAAGAUCCUUACAAGUUCAAACCAGAAAGAUGGCUGGAUGGCGACGGUAAAGUGGUCAAGUCGGACAAACUGAUACCGUUUUCUAUGGGACCCCGUGUUUGCCUGGGCAAGGGGCUUGCUGAAAUGGAAGCGUUCAUUUUCUUCACCACGUUGCUUCAGAAUUUUACCUUCAAGGUACCAGAGGGCGAGAAACCUCCGGAUGGAGUGGAAGGCCUCAACACGUUCACUUUUACGCCAUACCCCUACAACGCGUGCGCUGUUAGGCGUUAGAACGGAAUAAAAAAUUGCCUCUAACUAUGGACAUGUACAACUGUAUCUGCAUAAAUACGUUAGAUCAUCCGAGUCUGACAUGUGACAGACGGUACCUAAACUAAAAUACUUCGUUUAUUCUUGAAAUGAUUAUUGUGCAUUUGUUCUUGGCAAAAACGUUUGUCAGAAAUCGCCUUUAAUAAACUUUGUGUAGUUGCUUGAAUGUUGUGUAUUAAGUAAGGGUAAAUUAAAUGCAAAUUGUAUUAAAUUGUGUGCUGUGAUUUGCCUAUAACAAACACUAUCGAUUCCUAGUUUAAUAGACAGACUUUGUCAGAAAGGUUGUCCCACCUCUAAGCCCAUGUGUUUUUGUAAGUAAAUGAUCACCUCACAUUUGUGGACAAUUUAUGACAGUGUCCUGUGGCGUGAAUUGCAGUCUGUAUAUUUGCAUUAUGUUUGCUUAUUUGUUUGUUUUAGUUUAGUAUAUGCAAGUGUGUGACCACGAUAAAAAGCGAUAUAAAGCGAUUUAAAACAUCGUCUUAGAUUUUAUUACAUUAUUUCAUGGAAAAAUAAAUGAAUGCAUCGAAACAAAUUAAAAAUACCGAUGAGUUGCGUAAAGUACAAUGAUGAAAAAGGGGCAUUGUAACCACAUGAGACAUCAACUUUUACCAAACUCAGAUAUGUUUAUAUAUAUACAGUUGUAUGAGGUCUGAAAUGAAAACGUGCGCUAACUUCUUUCAAUCAAGGAAAGAUUUUCGCUACAUUACUUCUUGGUAAAUGAAAAACGUGUUUUUGAAAUAUUCCCUUUAUAAUAAAUGUUUACCCCAGUAAGUGUUAAUUUAAGGCAGAACUUAAAGAUUUACAUAAAUUCGUAGAGUAUUUAUUAACUUAUCAUUCAUUCAUCAAU